GUCAAAUUCGUUGUCAUUGUAAUAGUCGUAAUUAAACUUGAUAUUAUUUAAUAAAUUCGUUAAAAGUUGUGAUUAUUAUAUGUGAAUAUUAGGUUUUUUUAUCAUAAAAGUAUCAUAUAAUGCAAAAUAUUGGCUUUGUCGAUGGAAUCAACAAAGAAAUCUAUUGAAAUGGAUAUUGCGUCCAAUAGUCAAAACAUGCAUUCUGAAUCUCAAAAAGCGGGGGAAAAUAGCGAUAAGAGUAAAAACAAACCCUCACCGGAAUCUCAGGGAAACUGUUACUGUGGUAAAGAUCGUAACCUUAAUAUUGUUGAGUUGUUAUGUGCGUCGUGCAACAGAUGGUAUCAUGAAUCUUGCAUUGGAUAUCAGUUAGGCAAAUUAGUGCCUUUUAUGACGAAUUAUCUCUUCAUUUGCAAAAACUGUUCACCAACUGGCUUGGAAACAUUUAAAAAGAAUCAAGCUCCAUUUCCGCAAAUGUGUCUCACUGCAAUAGCAAAUCUUAGACAGGAGAGCUGUAAAGACGGCAGUAACAAAAAUAUGUUCAGUAAAGACAGAGAGAUCAUUCCUUACAUUGAUCAGUACUGGGAAGCUAUGACUACAAUGCCACGAAGGGUGACUCAGUCCUGGUAUGCCACAGUGCAGCGAGCUCUCGUCAAAGACAUACAAGUUCUCUUCACUUAUGAGGAGGACUCAAACCUUGGGCCAAUGUUUGGCCUAUUCAAUAUAGAAUUGACGAGCAUUAAGCCUAACUAUGAGGCUAUGAUCAAGCAAGGGCAGCUGAAGGUUACUGAUAUGGGAGUUGCAACUGUUCCUCUAGGUGGCAAUGUAAAGGGGCGUCAGGGUAAGCGUCGCCCGGCUGUGGGCCUCGAAGCGAGCGCUCCAGUCGGCAAGAAAGGUCGGUCGGCUGACUUGAGCGCGUUGAAGCUACCCUCACACGGUUAUCCCACCGAGCAUCCAUUCAACAAGGAUGGCUAUCGGUAUAUACUUGCCGAGCCAGAUCCCCAUGCGCCGUUUAGGCAGGAGUUCGAUGAGAGCAACGAAUGGAGUGGGAAACCGAUCCCAGGCUGGCUCUACCGGUCCCUGUGUCCCGGUAUUGUGCUGCUGGCGCUACACGAUCGCGCGCCGCAACUGAAGAUCGCCGAGGACAGGCUCGCGGUCACUGGCGAGAAGGGGUACUGCAUGGUCCGAGCGACCCAUGGCGUGUCUCGCGGCGCGUGGUACUGGGAGGCGGCGGUGGAGGAGAUGCCGGAGGGCGCGGCCACGCGGCUGGGCUGGGGCCGCCGGUACGCCAACCUGCAGGCGCCGCUCGGCUACGACAAGUUCGGCUACUCGUGGCGCAGCCGCAAGGGCACCCGAUUCCACGAGUCUCGCGGGAAGCACUACAGCCCCGGAUACGGCGAGGGUGACACGCUCGGCUUCCUGAUCAUAAUGCCGGACAGCGCCGCCACCAAGUACACUCCGAAUACGUAUAAAGAUAGGCCUCUAGUCAAAUUCAAGAGUCACCUCUACUAUGAAGAUAAGGACAACAUACAGGAAUCUCUCAACAAUUUGAAGUCUCUCCCGGGCAGUCGGAUAUAUUAUUUCAAGAACGGCGAAUGUCAGGGCGAAGCGUUCGCGGACAUUUACCAGGGUUGCUACUACCCCACCGUGUCGCUGCACAAGAAUGUGACGGUCAGCGUCAAUUUCGGACCCAAUUUUAAAUUCCCGCCUUCAACGGAUUGCAAUUAUAGACCGAUGUCGGAAAAGGCUGAAGAGGCAAUAUGUGAGCAGACAAUGGCUGAUCUGUUGUUCUUGACGGAAAACGAGGGGAAGUUACGCCUGGACACGUUCAACCUCUGAUACAACUAACACCGUUUAUCGGUGUUGUAUCUAUAUCGGAUGUGGGGGUACGCCCUCAGAGCGCGGUUCGCGGCCACAGUGACCUGAUGCCGCUUCGCAGCUACUGCAUGAGUUCCAUGUAAUUGAAAAAUUAUAAAAAUUGCGAAUCAUUCUGUAUGUUGUUAUGUCAUUCGUAAAAAUAUGACAAUCUAUAAAUAUUAAGACUUAUGUCGUUUUUUUAUCACAUUGAUAAGCAAUUAAACUACUGUAUCUAUUUUUGGAUAAUUUUUUAAACUCAUUUUUAAUAGGCGAUUUUAUGCUCCGACGUCCUUAGCGUAGUGGCGUAAUGGAGUAUCGAAAUUUUAUCGAUGCAUUUAUUAUAAUUCCUGUUCCUACUAUCAAUUUCUUAAAGUUGUAAAUUAUUUCCUGUAAUUUUCAUUUCCAUUUAAAUCCGUUGAUUUUCAUAAAAAAAACAAUUCAAAUAUUAUCUAUACAAAUAAAUAGAAUUGAAGUGUUAUUUUAAAAUAACGGCCUCUUUUUAACUUUUAAUAGCCGUGGUAUUUCCAAAUUGGCUGAAUUAUUAUAAGAAGUAAUUUAACCGCAUUUAAACAACUGUAAAAAAAAAACUUACAUUCGAUUUUUGUAUCCAUUAUAAAAAAAUAAAAUAAUGAUUAUUUAAUAUCCAAAAUGUAUACAAAACAUGUUAUCCAUACUAUGAAUAUUUCGUAGCACAAACUAAUGCCACGCCACGAGCCAGGUCACGUGCAAUCCAGCUUGUACUUAUUAUAAUUGUAUAUAUAUUUAAUGUCCAAAUAAAACUGGUAUUUGAAAUUACUAUUAGGAAUUAGGAAAAAAAAAGUUUUAUAUAAAAAUUCUAAUCUAUAAAUUUCUGUAAUUUUCAUCUUAUGUCAUUGGCAUAAUAAUAUAAUUUAUAAGUCAAGUCAAAAGUAAAAACAGCCUCGCUACUCGGUUCUAGUGGGUAAAAAUCCCAAAUAACUCAGUACCCCCCCUUUUGGGGCACGGUUUUUAAAAGUUUUAUGCUGCGUGAAAAAAAGAGCUAUCGUAUAAGACUUCAAAAGCGACUUGCCAAUAAAAGUUAUUGUAAUAUUUCUUUCUAGAAAUUGUCAGUAACAGUUUUGUUUGGAAGUUGUUAGUCUGAUAUAUCUCUUAUAUUAUCAUAUCUGAUAAGACAUUAUAAAGUAAAGGAAUUAAAAGUGCAUCUGUGUUUCUACAUAUGUAUAUACAUACUUAUACAUAUGUAUAUACUUAUACUGUAAUAUCCUGUCUUGAUAAAUAUUCCUGUGAUCGAAAUUUGGUCAAAAGUAUGGAUCAUUGUAUAGUUGUAUUUGUAGGAACAUGAUAUAAUAUUUUUUAUGAUAUAAAACUAGAAAGUAAAUAAAAUAUAUGAAUAAAGUAUUUAAAUAUAAAAUACAAGUUGAUUGUACCAAACAUAUAUGUUGAAGGAUUGCAUUAAUUUUCAAAACUGAAUCUCUACUGGUUGUUCUGUUGCUAGCGGAGUUAAUGUUGGCUGAAUAGGCUCUAUCAAUUUAAGUAGGCAAUAGUCACGUUUUUGACUGCCUCGUUGGUCUAGUGGCUUGAUAUAAGGCCGCAGACCCGGAGGUCCUGGGUUCAAUUCCCAGGUCGGGCCAAUAAAAAGUUAUUGGGUUAUUCUGUCAGAAAAAUUCUCAGUAGCAGCCCGGAGUCUGGAAGUUGGAAGUGUGAACACUCCCGUGCCUCGGAAAGCACGUAAAGCUGUUGGUCCUGCGCCUGAACUCUUUCCGGUCGUGUCGGAUUGCCGUCUUAUCGGAUUAUGAGAGUUAGGGAAUAGAGAGUGCACCUGUGUCUGCGCACACACUUGUGCACUAUAAUAUCUCCUGCGUAGUUCGCUAAUCUCUCUUGAGAUUGGCCGACGUGGCCGAAAUCGGUCUGGAGGACAUUAUUAUUAUUAUUAGUCACGUUUAUAGAAAACUAUUAAUAUUGGAUCAAUGUGAUUCAUUACUUAAACUAUGCAUCUCUGUAAUAAUCUAAAGAUUUUUUAUAUGAGGCACCUGGAUAUCAAAAACCAUCGCUGAUUGUAUACAUUAAUUAUAAUUGUAAGUACUUGUAUGAGAAGUGUUCUAGAAAAAUAUUGAUCAUAGUAUUUGCCGAAAGUAACAUGUGUUUUACCUCCAAUUUUAAGGAAUCGGAUAAAAAAACUAUGUUCAAAGUUAAUAUAAAGAUAUUGCAGAAACUUGUAAAAAUAACAUAUUUUUGUAUAAGUCAAUUAAGAAUUGAUUAAAGUUGAACUUUUGUUGGUGUAGAAGCCAACUGUUAUGAGAUAUUCUGCAAUAAUUUAUCUAAAUGUUUAGAAAGUCUAUAUGGCUUGUGCUUUUGUAAUCAAGUUUUAAAAGUAUUAUCAUAGAAAUUAAUUUUAAAUUUAUUAUAUAAUCGAAUUGUAUAAAUAAAUGGUGGUAAAAGUGAACUUGUAAAAAAACUGGGUUGACCAUAAAUUAAAAUAGUGAAUAUACUGCAACUGUAUUACAAUAAAUUUGUUUAUAUAUUAAAAGUAAUACUUUGAAAAUGUUUGUACACACAGCCAGUUUUCGCUUUCUAAUAUAUUAACUGGUCUGUUGUCUAACCAUCCUCGUGAAGCUACUGCAAAUCUAAUACUUCUGACUUUCAACGUGUGAUAUGCUAUGAUUAUGAAUAAAAGAGUAUUUCUUGGAUUGUAAGAUAUUUGAAUCUUUUUAAAUAUAAUUAAAUAUUUACAAAUGGUA
This is a messenger RNA of Nymphalis io (European peacock), 4571 nucleotides long. RefSeq names its product set1/Ash2 histone methyltransferase complex subunit ASH2 (gene ash2). Bases 142 to 1836 code for a protein of 564 amino acids. Gene Ontology annotation, cellular component: Set1C/COMPASS complex. The record is from RefSeq and is a predicted model, not a curated record. Gene Ontology annotation, molecular function: transcription cis-regulatory region binding; protein binding. The transcript is spliced from 10 exons. Lineage: Eukaryota; Metazoa; Arthropoda; Insecta; Lepidoptera; Nymphalidae.